This is a messenger RNA of Pecten maximus, 618 nucleotides long. RefSeq names its product von Willebrand factor A domain-containing protein 7-like. Lineage: Eukaryota; Metazoa; Mollusca; Bivalvia; Pectinida; Pectinidae. Gene Ontology annotation, molecular function: DNA binding; zinc ion binding. Bases 1 to 618 code for a protein of 205 amino acids. The transcript has 4 exons. The record is from RefSeq and is a predicted model, not a curated record.
AUGGCGGUCAUGUUCUUGAUGUUGAUUUGGUCAGUUUUAACUGCUGAAUCUGGCGCGUUUAAGCCGACCAUUGGUCAAGGAGAUGACCCCUCUAUGUACACUCACGAGAGUAUUACACUGGAGGGAGUGGAGAGGGCGGCCGCCAAGUUUCUGACUUCAAGUGGAAUAUAUAACACUUCAACGACAGAUCCUCAAAUCCUUGUCAAGGAAUAUUUUGGAUCAGAUACGGCCGGUUACCAAGCCUACCAGCUAAGAGCUCGGGAGUUUGCAGAAGCCGUAAUGAAGGUCUACAAGACACAUCUUACCAACCCUGACUACACUGUCAACUCUGAGAGGAUAGUGGAAGCUGAUAGACUUGUAAAGUCAACUAGACAAGAGAUAGCGUCAAUCUUAUCAACAGCAUCGUUAAAUAAUUCAUCGAUGAAUCUCGUGGUGGAUAAAGUGGGGAAAUGUUUAAUGAUCAUCCAGUCCUUCUACAGUAACACGAACUGGAUAGAGAUGAUGGUGAAUGGUAGACAGUCGUAUCUAAAUUUCGGAACCCUCGCCCCCUUUAGCAUGAAUGUUGCCAAGUCCGGAACAGUGACAUGCCGUAACUGUGACGACAGUGUCGCUAAGUAA